This is a messenger RNA of Schistocerca cancellata (South American locust), 1011 nucleotides long. RefSeq lists its product as uncharacterized. NCBI's taxonomy places the organism in Eukaryota, Metazoa, Arthropoda, Insecta, Orthoptera, Acrididae. The transcript is spliced from 4 exons. The coding region runs from base 61 to 1011 and encodes 316 amino acids. The record is from RefSeq and is a predicted model, not a curated record.
UGUAGUCUUGUGGUGGUGCUCAUCAUUAUUUCUGUGAAGUUAACAGUCGUAACAGGCAAUAUGCCGGAACCAGUUGUUGUCAAACGUGAAGAAAGCAAGUCAGCAUCAGCCGACAGCUGUGAGCAGCCAGUACCUGCUAGUGUACCGGUCCAGCCUCCUGCAACGGUGGAGACGCCAGAGCACCUCUCCAGGACAGCUGAGUUGUUGAAACAAUGGCCAGCAGUAGUACUCGCCAUCCAGAAAAGCAAAGACGCCUAUUGCUCAGUGAAGCAUAAGUCUGGUAUCAUCAGCUGGUCCCUGAACUUGACCGAAAAAGCUGUCUGUUCGGUUCUCACUUUUGUAGGAAGUAAAGCGAGCAGCUUGCGCCCGGUUAUUCAGUAUGCAGACAAGGCUGUCAGCGAAGGUGUAGUAGUAAUAGAGAAGAAAUUUCCUGCAGUAAGGGAGUCGCCGGAAAAGAUCUACGAUGCCAUAAUGCAGCAGUUAACGAAGAUAGUGCGCCCUGCAAUAGAUAAAACCGAAGCUAUAAGUGAAAUUGGUAGAAAGAAACUCGACCGGGUAGCUAAGACGAUGACUACGAAAUACCACAGUUUCAUUAGGAGUGUGGACAGCUGGAUGGACAAACUAGAGAAAAAUCUGAAUGGGGCAGAUUUCCAGGCAGCACCUGGUGCGGAGGCGGCUGUGGCAGAGCCGGCGGCCGAGGCGCCAGCCGAGACACCCAACCCAACCCCCGCGGGCAGCGCGACGCCGGCGCCCCCUGCGGGCCGCGUGCGGCAGGCGCUGCGGCUGGGCGCUCGCGUCACCACGGCGCUGGCCGCCUUCCAGGUGGGAGCAGCCUUCUGGCUGCUGUCGCGGGCGCCGCUCGUCGGCCGCUUCUUCAGAGAGGCUCCAGUGCCUGCCUCUUCGGAGUCUUCGUCCUCCAGCGGCGCGCCACUCGCCACGCUCCCGACCCUAACGGUCUCGGAGGCGGAGCAGCCCCCGCUGUCCACGGACUCGCAGCAUCCGGAGCAGUGA